GUUUGUAUUGUUUAAUUUUUUCAGUUAUAAUGGUGUCAACCCGAGGAGUGAGGGUGAAGUUUAGCGAGGGAGAAAGAGUCCUUUGCUACGAGCCAGACCCAACCAAGGCUAAGGUACUCUAUGAUUCAAAAGUCCUCGAAGUAGUAUUCAAUAAAGAUGGUAAAGGGCGAAAGCAAAUUGAAUACCUAAUCCAUUUUCAGGGGUGGAAUGCAUCUUGGGACCGUUGUGUUUCUGAAGACUUUGUGCUGAAAGAUACAGAUGAAAACAGAGAUUUACAGAGACAGCUUGCUGACAAAGCCCAGAUAAAGUUGUCUAUGAAAUCAAAUAGAGUGCUGAUAGGAGGACCGCUGUACAAAGAAAGAAAGAGAAAGAGGAGGUUAUCAGAAACAAUACGAGAAACGAUUGAAAAAGAGAGGCGAGAGAGGGAGCAGCAGGAGGAGUCAGAAACAAGUUCACAGCUGCUGGACCUUCCAACAGAUAAGACAGCUCUGAGUUUAUUAGAAAACUACGUCAAAUUUUUUGCUGUCCGUUAUUUAGCCCGAACAAAAGAAAAGAGAAGAAAUGAAAUUAAAGAGAAAGACAAGUGUUUUCUUACCAGAUUGGACCUAUGUAAGGAAGUAAUGGACGGUAUUCGCAUAUGUUUCGAUUUCCACAUUGAAACUCUUCUUUUAUAUGCCAAAGAGCGUAGACAAGCAGAACGUCUUAGAACUGCACAGCCAGUAUAUAGUAAAGGAGAACUUGAUGGAUACGAACCAAUGUUAGUUGAUGAAAAAGAUGCUUCAGAGAACACGUCAGUGCACAAGGAUGAAGGUGAUACGGAAGAUUCAAAGGCAAAAGUGGAAGCUUCCCAAAAGGAGGAGGAGAAAAAUAAAGUUGCAGACUCCAUUGGUCAUCGCCUGUUAAGAUCAAAGAGACCUCCAUCAGGGGAUUCAAAUACUGUAGUGGAACGUGAAAAGAGUGCAGCAACCAAUAUGGCAUGUGAAUCUGGACGUAGCACUCCUACAACUGUUACGUCUGGCACCAGCACAGCUGGAGUGAGUGGAAGUGCUGGAACCAACAUUAGCACAUCGCUUUAUCGAGGUAUCCCACCACAACUGCAAGACUGGUCUUUGCUUCCUGAAUCUCAUCAUGAUCCUCCUCCGCCAUCCAUUAUCUAUGGUCACACCCAUCUCUUACGUCUUUUUGGUACAUCAGUAAUCAUAGUGAUGAACUCUUCUUGGAGUCACAGUACAUCAACAAUCCAGACAUGUAGCCUGCUUCAAAAUGCCUCCAAAAGUCAUUAUACUUUUCUGCAAUGAUCAUUCAUGAUGUCCCACUUGACAUAUUUAAGGUUUAAUCUGUAAUGUGAAUGCUGUAGUUGGAAGGUUUUUAGCAUUGCAUAAGCAAAUUUUUUGUCCUUAACUUUUAAAUUUUUCUCUAAGGUUUAUCAUGUUAGUAUGUAAUCAAAUCUUAUGUUCACUUAUAAUGAAUUAUUUUUGUUCAGGUAUAGUUAUUUUUUAAAUAUAUAAUGAAUUUGUGUUAAACCUCUGUACUAUUGAAAAAUGGGUAGGGUGACUGGUUCAUUCCUAGUAAGAUGAGAUUGCUUUGUAUAUUUAUAAUAUGGCUGUGUCAGUUAAGUCUUUAGCAUUCUUUCAUCUUUAUUUUGUGUUAGAUUGUGUUCAAAAUGUAGAAUGUUUUUUAUAUAAACUUGCAUUUCCAUAUUUGUUAUGUGUGUGAAGUAUUUGUUAAUUUGCUAAUUAAUAUUUUUUACUUUAAGUUGUCAUAUAAAUUAAAAUAAAAUUAUGAUAAUACCU
Molecule: messenger RNA, 1793 nt
Organism: Cherax quadricarinatus
Lineage: Eukaryota; Metazoa; Arthropoda; Malacostraca; Decapoda; Parastacidae
Source: RefSeq, a predicted model, not a curated record